GUGUGUUAGCGUCUCCUGUUCCUAUCAGAUGGCCUCAGACGAGAGGGAGGAAGUCCCUAAGAAGCUGGAGGAGAUGUCAGUGGGGUUUAUAGGCGCGGGGCGGAUGGCUCAAGCCCUGUGCAGGGGGUUUAUUAACACAGGUUUGAUCAAGUCCAGUAGUGUCAUUGCCAGUGACUUAGAUUCCAACAUGUUAAACUAUAUUGGGGAGCUGGGUGUGAAGACAACCAAGAACAACAAGGAAGUGGUCCAAAACUGUGAUCUCAUUGUCAUUGCCGUCAAGCCCCACAUCGUAACCCCAAUACUGAAGGAAGUCUCCCAUCUUGUCUCACGCAGGAACUUGUUUGUUUCCAUAGCAGCAGGGGUGACACUGGACACCAUUGAAAAUUACUUGCCGCCCAAGACACGCGUGAUACGUGUGAUGCCAAACACGCCAGCACUGAUCCAGACAGGUGCCUCCGUGUUUGCACCAGGUAAACAUGCACUGGACAACGACAGUGAUGUCGUGGCCACUCUACUGUCCAGUAUAGGCAUUUGUGCCGAGACGUCCGAACAAAUGAUGGACGCAGUGACCGGUUUGAGCGGCAGUGGACCCGCAUAUGGGUACAUGGCAAUAGAAUCAAUGGCCGAUGGAGGGGUCAAGAUGGGCCUGCCCAGAGACCUGGCUGUAAAACUUGCCGCUCAGACACUUAUGGGUGCUGCUAAGAUGGUGCUGGAUACAGGCAAACAUCCAGGUCAACUGAAGGAUGAAGUCUGCUCACCAGGGGGCACCACGAUAGCAGCAGUCCACUCGCUUGAGAAGUCGGGAUUCCGUGCCUCUCUCAUUGCUGCUGUGGAAGCAGCAACUGAACGAUCCAAAGAACUUGGGCGUAAGGAAGAAGAGGGAUCGUCACGGCAACAGAAAAGGAUAUGACACGCAGAAACAACUGCUGCUGCUGCUGCCAUCUUUUGGAAUUUUCAGUUACUAUUUUAAGUUGAUACAUUGAAACAUUUGUUUUAUGUAUUUGUUAGUUUGAAAUAAUAUAUAUAUAUAUGUAACGGCUUUCAGCGAGUGACCAUGUCACUUUAUUUGGCACAGCUCUCAUAUGCCAUGAGUAGUAAACAACUUUUUUGUUAACAGCUUGCUUUAAAAACCAGGUUUAAAUAAUGUUUUUAUUUACUUUGAAGAAAAGUUUCCUUGGUGUUUUUAACGUAGCAACAUAAACCCUGUUAAUUGUCAAGUUUUAAUAUCAUCAUAGUAUUUCUAUAAAAUGUCAGGGUGCUUUAUGCAGGAAGGUGCAAAAAGAAGCAUUUAUUUGAGACAAGCCAGUGUGUCCCAGACUGUUUAAAGGGAACAGCGGCCGUUAGAACAUGCAACAUGGUGUGGCUUUGUUGUCAUAACGUGUACAUUUGAGUGCGAGUUGCUCUGGAAUCCAGGAUUAAUAUGUUAUCUCCUCAGCUUCUGAAGUCAUUCAUGCACUACUUGGGUUCAUGUAUGAGAGUCAGACUUAAUAUAACAUUUGUUUAGUUAACAUCUUUGUAAUUUGCUGUAUAAUCAACUAUACCAGGGAACACAGAGUACUUAUAGGGACCAUCAUUGGGGACUUUCUUGCCAACAGGUGUCAUUUUCAGUGUUUUACAUUAAAAGUUGUUACUUGAAGUGAGGUGCAUCUUGAACAAUUUAACAAUUUCUUUUUUUUCCUCAAAAGUUUGGAAACAAAUUUGGGCAUGUAUCACACGGAAACAAAUUUGGGCAUGUAUCCCACUAUGUCCAACCAGUGGCAGUAGUUGUUUUUGAAGAAUAUUUGUAAAACCAACCCCUCUUUGUUUGUCAAACACUGAUCAUAACGUUGUUUGGAUUGUGGGGUGUGCAGUAUGUAAAGAAGGCAGACAAAGUGAUGUUUCUGCAAUAAUUUAAUUUAGGGUCUGCUACCAAUGUUUUAAUCAAGUCAUUCAAAAAUUAUCAAAAUAAUAAACAACCCAAAUGCCACAUUUAAAUGUGUAAAAAGUAAAAUAAUUUUAAAUAAAUCUGUAAAAUGGUCAAGAUUGCACUCAAUGUUCCAGGGCAACCUGUUGAUGAUGUUUAUUUUCAAAUGAGUUCAACUCUCACUAGAAGAUCAGUAUUUUUCAAAGAUGGAUGAGAUGAUAGAGGUCUUAUUGUUAAUACACAUUGAUCUCUGGUGAUUUGAUAUAUUAGAAGUUGCUUGGUAAUCCUCUGGCUAUGUUGAUCCACAUAUAACAUCUUCAAAUGAGGUGAUUUGCUCUUAUUAAGAGGUAUAUGUUUAUCAAAUAAAAUAUAUGUAAAAUAAAAGAAAGUUAUUAUGUUAAA
Molecule: messenger RNA, 2305 nt
Organism: Lingula anatina
Lineage: Eukaryota; Metazoa; Brachiopoda; Lingulata; Lingulida; Lingulidae
Product: pyrroline-5-carboxylate reductase 2
Biological process (GO): L-proline biosynthetic process
Molecular function (GO): pyrroline-5-carboxylate reductase activity
Source: RefSeq, a predicted model, not a curated record